CGGUGAACAUGAAGGAACAAUACCGGGAAACGCUCUUGUUGUUGACCCAAAGAGGCAAUUUCGACCAUUGACUAAAUUUGGUAAUAACUUUUUAAAUCGCUUUCAAUGCUCCCUUUUGCCCAAUCCGGUCUUGGACAGCGUUACACUCGUCGAUACACCUGGGAUCCUUAGUGGUGAGAAGCAGAGACUUGACAGAGGCUAUGAUUUUACUGGUGUUAUUGAAUGGUUCGCGGACAGAGUAGAUAGAAUUAUUCUUCUCUUUGACGCCCACAAAUUAGACAUAUCCGAUGAAUUUAAACGGGCAAUAGAGACUCUUAAGGGCAACGAGGAUAAGAUUCGUAUUGUGCUUAACAAAGCUGAUAUGGUAGAUUCCCAACAAUUGAUGCGCGUCUAUGGUGCACUAAUGUGGAGUCUCGGCAAAAUAUUAUACACGCCUGAGGUUGCUCGGGUCUAUAUCGGAACCUUUUGGGACAAACCUCUUCAUUUUGAUACAAACAGAAAGUUGUUCGAACUUGAAGAACUUGAUCUGUUUAAGGAUUUAAGAACACUUCCUGGUAAUGCCGCACUUCGCAAACUUAAUGAUCUUAUAAGACGUGCAAGACUUGCUAAGGUGAGCCCUGCCGUUUACCUAUAUUUUUUGCUACAACUAUUAACAUUGUCAUUAUUCUGA
This is a messenger RNA of Protopolystoma xenopodis, 670 nucleotides long. NCBI's taxonomy places the organism in Eukaryota, Metazoa, Platyhelminthes, Monogenea, Polystomatidea, Polystomatidae. The record is from the annotation of a GenBank genome assembly.